Messenger RNA from Trichosurus vulpecula (common brushtail), 4554 nucleotides. It is a transcript of the gene PIAS4, whose product is annotated as protein inhibitor of activated STAT 4. Gene Ontology annotation, biological process: regulation of transcription by RNA polymerase II; protein sumoylation. The record is from RefSeq and is a predicted model, not a curated record. The transcript has 11 exons. The coding region runs from base 60 to 1544 and encodes 494 amino acids. Lineage: Eukaryota; Metazoa; Chordata; Mammalia; Diprotodontia; Phalangeridae. Gene Ontology annotation, molecular function: zinc ion binding; transcription coregulator activity; SUMO ligase activity.
CGGGCAGUCACGUGACGCGACGGCUGGGGCUCCCGGCGCGGGGGACGCUGGUGGCCAAGAUGGCGGCGGAGCUGGUGGAGGCCAAAAACAUGGUGAUGAGUUUUAGAGUCUCCGAUCUCCAGAUGCUUCUUGGUUUUGUUGGCCGAAGUAAGAGUGGACUUAAACAUGAACUUGUCACCAGGGCACUGCAGCUUGUCCAGUUUGACUGUAGCCCUGAAGUCUUCAAGAAAAUUAAGGAACUCUAUGAGACUCGAUAUGCCAAGAAGAGCUCUGACCCUGUACAACCUCACAGGCCUUUGGACCCGCUCUCCAUACAUUCGUCCUAUGACCGGGGAAGCACUGUCCCUAGGACUUCUAUUUCUACUCCCAACAUUGACUAUCCUGUGCUAUAUGGGAAAUACCUAAAUGGACUUGGACGAUUACCCUCUAAAGUUGUCAAGCCAGAAGUCCGCUUGGUGAAACUGCCCUUCUUUAAUAUCUUGGAUGAAUUGCUGAAGCCAACAGAGUUAGUCCCACAGAAUAGUGAGAAGCUGCAGGAGAGCCCAUGCAUUUUUGCGUUGACGCCGAGACAAGUGGAACUGAUCAGAAACUCCAGGGAAUUGCAGCCUGGAGUGAAAUCAGUUCAAGUGGUACUAAGAAUCUGUUACACAGACACUAGCUGCCCCCAGGAGGAUCAGUACCCUCCUAACAUUGCAGUGAAAGUCAACCACAGCUACUGCUCAGUCCCGGGCUACUAUCCAUCAAAUAAACCCGGAGUGGAGCCAAAACGGCCCUGUCGUCCCAUUAAUCUCACACACCUCAUGUACCUAUCUUCAGCAACAAACCGAAUCACUGUCACCUGGGGAAAUUAUGGAAAGAGUUACUCAGUGGGUUUAUACUUAGUACGGCAGCUGACCUCAUCAGAACUGCUGCAGAGGUUGAAAACUAUUGGAAUCAAACAUCCAGAGCUCUGCAAAGCACUUGUCAAAGAGAAGUUACGUCUUGAUCCUGACAGUGAAAUCGCCACCACAGGUGUCCGAGUAUCUCUCAUCUGUCCGCUAGUAAAGAUGCGACUUUCCAUGCCUUGCCGGGCUGAGACCUGUGCCCACCUGCAAUGCUUCGAUGCAGUAUUCUACCUCCAGAUGAAUGAGAAGAAACCUACCUGGAUGUGUCCUGUGUGUGACAAGCCAGCCCCCUAUGACCAGCUGAUAAUAGAUGGCCUCCUGUCCAAGAUCCUGAGUGAGUGCGAGGAUGCGGAUGAAAUCGAGUAUCUGGUGGAUGGUUCCUGGUGUCCUAUCCGAGCUGAAAAGGAGAGGAGCUGCAGCCCCCAGUGCCCGAUCCUUGUUCUUGGAUCCUCAGAUGUGAACGGGCUGUUACCCACCCCCAAUGGGAACAGUGAAAAUGGGAAGCCAAGCGCUGAUGUGGUGGACCUCACACUGGACAGCUCAUCCUCAGAAGAGGAGGAGGAGGAGGAAGAGGAAGAAGAAGAAGAUGAUGAUGAGGAAGAUGGCCCCCAACCCAAACGCCGCUGCACGUAUGAAAAAGGUCUAGUCUCCGCCUGCUGACUGGGGCCUGGAGCGAGCAUUGUCCUCUGGGGACAGACUUGAAUACUCUGGUGCUUACAAAACUGGGAGGGAGGCAGGUUGGUUGGGGGCAAGGGGUGUGGAGGGAGGAGGGAUUUUUUCUCCACCCCCUUACCCCAUUCUUCCUCUUCAGUUUCUUUGGACUUUACAAAGCUAACAAUUAAAAAACAAGCAAACAAAACACACACACACCACACACCACACACGCAUACACACACACACACACACACACACACACACACACACACACACACACACACAGCAACAAACAAAAUUGAGCUGCUUCCCAGUUGGAAAAAAAAAAAAAGACAAAUUUGAGCCUGGAGGAAGGAGUGGGGCACCCAGGUUGGUUUAUUGGGUCCCAUUUGACCCACCUUGCAGUCAGCAUGGGAGGCAGUUGCCCAGGAAGAGACUUUCAGCCCUGGCCAGCCAUUCCUCCCUGCCUCCGAGCCCCCCAUCCCAAUUGACCAUGUCUCCAUUCCAGGCCAUCUCCAAAGUUCCAUGCAUUUCUCUCUUGUUGAAUAACCAUUCCUGACUGUCUACAUGCCUUGCUGGGUCUUUGGAUGAUUGGGGAGGGAUAGGGGCGGGGAUGGGACUAUGGCGGCUGAUGGAACCUAGCAAGGUUUGGGGAGGGGCACUUUGUGGGGAGUUUGGGGAGGGCUUGGGGGGGAAUGGAACGGGGAUGGGGGCAGGGAAGAUAUAGAAUUCCUGAGACAAGCUGUUCCUUCUGGGGAACACCCACGGCUCUGCACCUCAUGGAAACAAACACCCAUUUUUGAAACCUUUUAAUCAAAUCUGAAGAUGAUGUAGAAUUUCUUCGUAGUGAAUCAUUUUAGUUGAGAAGAAGCCAUGGUGAGGGGUCGGGGAGGGAGGUUGUAAAGGGUGGGGGAGGGGGAAGGGUUUAAGCCACAGAGCUGUUGUAUUUCUGAAAGUGCAAUAACUUGGCAUUUUGAAGACAGAAGCACGUAGACAAGUUUCCCUUUGGAAGGAAGCGUCCAUGGUCAGUGGGAGGCUCCAAGCUGGUCCUCCCUCUUUGGACCAACCCACUGGGAUGGAGGAGAGCAGAGGGGGAGGGGUCAGGUGGGGGGCAAGGUAGGGAAAUGAGGCCCUUCAAGAAUGCCAGGUGUGGAAAUUCUCAGUUUCUAGCCAGCUACCUCGGUAACUCCAAUUCAGGUUUAUUUCAGUACGAAAACAGUGCAGACACCCACCACCAACUCUGUCCCUGUGUCGGUGACAGGAUGAAGGGUGGGGAUGUCGGGGAGGGAAGUAGCCACAAGUUCCUGGACUUCUCUGUGCAUCUCUCUCUUUCUCUCUCUCUCUCUCUUACUCUCUCUCUUUCUCUCUCCUGCUCAGUACUCUGUCCUAAAACAGAAGCCAACGACUUACUGUUGAGGGUGGAGAGAGGAGAAAGGGGGGCAGAAGAGGUUUUUCUUAGGUUUUUUUUUUGGUGUUUGGGGUGGGUGGGUGGUGUUUUUGAGUCUACAAGCAGUUACAGGUUUCCCUCACAGUAGGAAUAUUGUUGGAAACUCUUCUUGCUGAAAUCUGGCUGACUUUGCUUUCCAGAGCCUGUCCUGGAGGUGGGACUUUGGGGGGGGGACGGUCAGAGAGGAGGGAGAUCUGGGGCUGCCCAAUUCUUCCCUGCUUCUUACCACUCAGGUUGCCUGGAAACCAAAUGCCAUCAGGUGUGGAAGGUUCUUGUCCCAGGCUGGCUUUCUCUGGGCGCCCAGCAGCUGAACUCCUCUGUUCCAAGGCAGGCUCUCCAACCCCUGGCAUGUUUCCUGAGCUGGAGUAACCAAGUCAGACACUGGUCUAGGGUCUUCCUUGUAUGUCUUCCUCCUCUCUCCUCUUUCCCACUGGGAGGUGAGGAGCAGGUCUCCAGAUGCCACUCCCCACUCCUCUAAAAGCCCAAUGCUUAAGUAGCACUUUCAGUUGCCUGUGUUAGGACGUUUGGGGGGGGUGGGGAGAAGUGGAGGAAGGGAAGUGAUGCAUCUAAAAUGAUUCCAGCAACCUAAAGCCAUCCAUCUACCUCCCCUUUUCCCUUUUCUCCUGCUGGAAUCCUCAUCAGAAUGGAUACAAUGGGGCUGGGGAGGAGAUGUAUGGGAACCCAAGACUCAGGUUCCUAGUGAAGUCCUGUCAGGAGACCCAGUGCUACCCAAGGCCAUCCUCUGGCCUGAUCUAAUCCCAUGUGAUUGGGGGUGAGGGGAAUAGGACUGGAUGUGAUCCACCCCCACCCACAGGCUGGGUGCUGCCAAUAGGAGGGGCCUUUCCUCCCAAUCCUCUGAUGACUCACCCCGGAAAUACAGAUGGGGAGGGUAAGAGGGGAUGUGCUGGUUCCUGUUGGGAUUUUACUCACCCACCCCCACCCCCAAAGCUGGGCAGAGAUCCCCACCCAGCUGCUGAACUGUCACAAAGGGCACUCUGGGGACCUUUGGAGUGGCACUGAAAUGUCCAGGAUUUCCCCAAGGUGGGAAGGGAGAGCCUUGGACCUGAUUUCCACCUAUGUUCACGGUUUUCUUCAUUUCCUUUUCCCUCCAGUCCUCCCUGCCUUUUUCCAAACCCAGAAUAAUUUUCCUUUAUAUAAACAACUCUCCUAGCAAGGAAGCAAUAUCAUUUCAGGUAACAAUGGGAAAUGUGGUAGAGCUCCAAUUAAGUUUUACUGUAUAAAAUAGGUUGCUCAGCUUGACUCCUCAGGAGCACUGGCAGCUCAUGUCCAAUUUUUUCUAAUAUUUGUAUCCUAAUUUAAUUGUUUUUUAAAAAUGAAAAUAAAAAAGGUCUAGGCCAAGCCACUUAGAAACAUCAUGAUUCAGUUCCUGGUUUGGGUUGAUUUUUUUGGCCAGCUGUUCUGUACAUAUGUUUUCUUAUAUCCUCGUUUUGUUUUUGUAAAGAGAAAAAAAAAAGGAAAAAAAACCCAAAAUAUUUUUCUUUCCCUUCCGUACACAUUCUUCAGAAUUCAAAAGUAUAGUGUUUUGUUAAAUAAAAAGAUUUACAUUUC